Alternaria atra is the source of this 1206-nucleotide messenger RNA. RefSeq lists its product as uncharacterized. The transcript has a single exon. Gene Ontology annotation, molecular function: flavin adenine dinucleotide binding; acyl-CoA dehydrogenase activity. NCBI's taxonomy places the organism in Eukaryota, Fungi, Ascomycota, Dothideomycetes, Pleosporales, Pleosporaceae. The record is from RefSeq and is a predicted model, not a curated record. The coding region runs from base 1 to 1206 and encodes 401 amino acids.
AUGGAGACAACAGGCUUCACUUCCACCCAACUGGAAGUCCGAGAAGCUAUAUCUGCGCUAUGCUCCAAAUUUCCGAAUAGCUACUGGCGCGAACGCGACGACAACGCGAACGACCCCUCGGACUUUCACGCUGCAUUAGCAAAAGACGGUUGGCUGGGUAUCGCCCUUCCUGAAGCAUACGGUGGCUCCGGUCUAGGAAUCUCUGAAGCAACAAUGAUGAUGCAGACAAUUUCCGAAUCCGGGGCUGGCAUAGCUGGAGCCCAAGCUAUCCACGCGAAUGUAUAUGCGACACAACCGCUAGCAAAAUAUGGAAGUGAAGAGCAGUUGAAAGAGACGAUACCCAAGAUCAUUAAUGGAGAGUAUCGCACGUGUUUUGGUGUUACGGAGCCAAAUUCGGGGUUAGAUACACUCCGCCUGAGUACUUUUGCGAAGAAAGAUGGAGAUGGGAACGGGUAUAGUAUAACAGGCCAGAAGAUAUGGAUAACAUGUGCACAAGUCGCAUCACGGAUGAUACUCCUCGCGCGAACAACGCCCCGUGAAGAAGCAGAGAAGCCAAGUAAAGCACUGAGUAUGUUCUGUAUACCACUCGAUCGCUCCGCCCCAGGAUUGGAAAUGCGGCGCAUCAAGAAGAUGGGAGGAAGGGCCGUAGACGCAAACGAAGUCUUCUUCGACAACUACCGCAUCCCCGCUGAUUGUCUCGUUGGCGAAGAAGGCGAUGGCUUCAAAAUCAUCCUACAUGGUAUGAACGCAGAAAGAUGCUUGCUAGCGGGCGAAGCAUUGGGUUUAGGCUACGCAGCUUUGACCAAAGCAAGCACUUACGCGCGCGAACGCCACGUCUUCCAGCGGCCCAUUGGCAUGAACCAAGGUAUCGCGCACCCGCUCGCAGAUGCAUAUAUGCAGCUCGAAGCCGCAAAACUGGCUACCUACCACGCGGCGCGGCUGUACGAUGCUAGCAAAACGGACGAAAGCAUCAGGCAAGAUGCUAUUGGUGUUGCGGCGAACACCGCAAAAUACCUUGCUGCUGAGGCGGCGUUCACGGCGUGUGAGAGGGCGGUGUUGGCACAUGGUGGCAUGGGAUAUGCGCAGGAAUAUGACGUUGAGCGGUAUCUUCGUGAGUGCUUCGUGCCCAGGAUAGCGCCUGUGAGUCGGGAGAUGAUAUUGAACUAUAUUGGGGAGAAGGUCUUAGCGCUACCGAGGAGUUAUUGA